UCUGCCCAAACAAUGUUCACAGGAAAUCAUUCCACAGUGACAGAAUUUAUUCUUGCAGGGCUGACAAGCCGGCCAGAGCUCCAGCUUCCCCUCUUUCUCCUCUUUCUGGGCAUUUAUUUGGUCACUGUGGUGGGGAACUUGGGUAUGGUAAUUCUGAUUGGUCUCAGUUCUCACCUUCACACUCCCAUGUAUUAUUUCCUUAGCUGUCUAUCUUUUAUUGAUCUCUGUCACUCAACUGUCAUCACUCCCAAAAUGCUAGUAAACUUUGUUGGAGAGAAAAACGUCAUCUCUUACCCUGAAUGCAUGACUCAGCUCUAUUUCUUCCUCAUUUUUGUAAUUGCUGACUGUUACAUGCUGGCUGUGAUGGCCUAUGACCGUUAUGUUGCUAUCUGUAGCCCCCUACUCUAUAAUGUCAUCAUGUCCCCACAGAUCUGCUCAGGCCUAGUAAGUGUGGUAUACAUAAUGGGCUUGCUUGGUGCCACAGCUCACACAGGCUGUAUGCUGAGAGUGUUCUUUUGCAAGAAAAAUGUCAUCAAUCAUUAUUUCUGUGAUCUUCUUCCCCUUUUGAAGCUAUCCUGCUCUAGUACCUACAUCAAUGAAGCAAUGAUUCUAUUCUUCGGUUCUUUAAAUAUUUUUGCCCCUGUAGUAACCAUCAUCAGCUCUUAUGUAUUCAUUAUUGCCAGCAUCCUCCGCAUCCAGUCCACUGAGGGAAGAUCUAAAGCCUUCAGCACUUGCAGCUCCCAUAUCAUGGCGGUUUCUCUCUUCUAUGGUUCUACCGCAUUCAUGUACCUGCAGCCCUCUUCUGUCAGUUCUAUGGACCAGGGGAAGGUGUCCUCUGUUUUUUACACCAUAGUGAUACCCAUGUUGAACCCUUUGAUCUACAGCCUGAGGAACAAGGACGUCAAAGUUGCCCUGAGGAAAAUUCUAAAGAGAAGUAAAUUCUGGUGA
Dromiciops gliroides (monito del monte) is the source of this 948-nucleotide messenger RNA. Its product is annotated as olfactory receptor 8G1-like. Gene Ontology annotation, molecular function: odorant binding; olfactory receptor activity; G protein-coupled receptor activity. Gene Ontology annotation, cellular component: membrane. The transcript has a single exon. Lineage: Eukaryota; Metazoa; Chordata; Mammalia; Microbiotheria; Microbiotheriidae. The record is from RefSeq and is a predicted model, not a curated record. The coding region runs from base 13 to 948 and encodes 311 amino acids. Gene Ontology annotation, biological process: sensory perception of smell; G protein-coupled receptor signaling pathway.